Molecule: messenger RNA, 2397 nt
Organism: Linum trigynum
Lineage: Eukaryota; Viridiplantae; Streptophyta; Magnoliopsida; Malpighiales; Linaceae
Source: the annotation of a GenBank genome assembly
CCGGAAAACAAAAAGUAUCAAAUUUUUUUUUUCUUCUCUCCCCCAACCCAGAAAAUUCAAUCCCCAAUUUCCCAUACCCACCACCACCACCACAAUCCACAAUCCCCAAAAUUCCCAAUCCCAUCAAUUCAUCCAUCCCAUUUCCCAUCCCUUUUCUCCAUGGUGGAGAAGACGAAGAAGAGAAGAGAGCCGCCGGCGGAGCAGAUUGCUGCCUAAACCCACCAAACCCAGAUCCCCAAUCGCAGAUCUCUCCGUUCCUCUCUUCUCUCUCUCUCUCUCUCUCUCUCUCUCUCUCUCUCUCUCUCUGAUUCUGAGGCUUUUCCUCCCACCAGCCCCCUUAUCCAAAUCCACCCCCGAUGCGGCGACCCAGAAACCAGCCCGCCGCCGAGCAGAUCGGCGCCCCUCAGGGCGAAGAGAUCAAGUUUCGAGGCGUCAGGAAGCGGCCAUGGGGCCGAUUCGCCGCCGAGAUCAGAGAUCCUUGGAAAAAGACGCGGGUAUGGUUAGGUACCUUCGAUUCCGCCGAGGACGCCGCCAGGGCUUACGACGCCGCCGCUAGAUCUUAUCGCGGCGCCAAGGCCAGGACCAAUUUCCCGCUGGUCGAUUCGCGGGUCUUUGUUGGCGGCGGCGGCGGGGGAGAGGAUUUGAUGGUCAAGCGUCAGGCUUGGACGACUGGAGAGGCGGAGGAGGAGGAAGGAGGAGCGACGGCGGUGCUGGUGAAUGGGUGGACGAGCAGCAGCAUGAGCAGCACGGUGGAGUCGUGUAGCGGGCACCGGGCCGGGUCGAACAACCCGGUCCGGAUCCCGGACCCGGCAAGGGCUCGGAGGCGACUACCGGCCGUGGUGGUCUCGCCCGGUGAUUGUCGGAGCGACUGUGACUCGUCGUCGACGGUUGUGGACGAUGACGACGACGGCGUCGGCAGCAACGAACGGGAUUGUACGGUCUCUCUAUCUCAAUCUUCUACCGGUAAGCUUUUGCCUUUUGAUCUGAAUUUCCCGGCUCCGAUAGACAAUAACGAAGACGACGGCUCUGCUCCCGGAUUGGGUGCCUGUAUCCCCAGCGACGGCCAACUCCCAACCUUGGCCUUGUGUCUGUAACGAUUUUUUACUGUAAACCCCCCUUUGUAUUUCUGCCUUUUUUUUUCUUUCCCUAUGGUUUUAUUUUCUCGGGAAAAUGACAGAAGAAAUGGAGGAUGAAAAUAAAAAAAUUGGUUACCAAAAAGGGAAUCGCAGCCACAGCCCACAGCAGCAGCAGCAGCAUCAGCAAGCUGGAGAACGAUGAAUUUGAUGAUGGGUUGCUUUCAAUUUAGAUGUAUGAUUAGAUGAGUUGAACAAGCUCUAAGCUUGAUACUAGCACGAAUCGCUUUGCGUCCAUGUUUGAUGAUGAAGCCUUGUGUUUUAGCUUCUUCAUCUUGAUGCUUUCAUUUGUUGUGUAAUUUGGUUAGAUCUUUCUUAGAAUGGAAACAUGGGGGGUUUGGGGAGAGAGGAUCAUCUACUGUAAAAUGACUGAUCAUGGCUACCACGAGAUCUGUGGUUCGUUUCGAGUUGUGAUCCUCUCUCUCUCUGUUAUCCAUUGAAGCAGAAAUCAAAAUCCGCGUUUUCUGGUUUCUCUGUGUACAAAAAACAAUAGAGAAUUCUAUCUGUACUAUUAACACAUCUUGAAGUUUUUUUCUUCUUCCUCUUCCAUUGCUUCUUUCCUUUGCCUUGGUUCCACAUACAUACUAUGGUGUUUUGCAGUACUAUUGCUUCAAUGUUUUAGGGUAUACUUUCUGGGAUUUUUGAAGGUGGUUAUCAUCAUUAGGGUUGGGGAAUCAUGAAUUUGAUGAUUGGUGGAGGAGGCAAAUUCACAUGCUAUGUAAAAGCACAUACUGGGGCUCUGUUUCUUUUCUUCUGGCUUUAGGAAUGACGUUACUUUUCUUUCUUCCCUUGGCUCAUUGAGCAAUAUUUACUUUUAAGUAAAGCGAUAAGUUGAAGACUACUUGAAUAGAUCUAUCUAAAUCUAACCAUAGUUGAGAAAAUGUUGUGGUAUUACUAUUUACUAAUUGUUUGGAUGAUGGAUGUUGGUAAGAGGAAGGGAGUGAUUGUAUAAAAUGUAAGAAUGGAUGCAUUGCAUUGAAGAUGGAAUGUUAUUGCUUCUACGAUAUAUUUCAAGUUUUAGAUUGUUGAUUGGUGGGCCUCUUCAGUCAUUAAUGUUUGAGCUUGAAUUCACAAGUUUAUCCCCAUUUCAUUGAUUGAUAGUGAUACCAUUUUCCGACUCCAACUCCAUAACGAAAGAUUCAUCAUCCCCAUAAAUUCAAGGGUCACUUGGCGGCUGUGAAUUAGGGAAGGAAAUACAUCAACUCCAGACGAUAUGUAUAGGCAAGUCAAAAGACAUGAAUUUUAAGAAAUAGGGUAAACGUUU